GUUUCUUCCGGUGUGGCUGCGGCAAAAUUGAAAAGGGAAUAUCAAAACAUACCGAAAAAAGCGACCGACUCCGCUUCGUCAUGGAACAAGAACAUUUAAACAACAGCUACAAUUGUUGAAUCUACCUGUUGCUGUGAUGUAGUUACCAACAUAUGAUGUAAAGACUGGCACAUCUACAAGAAAACACAAUUUCAUUCUAGUAUUGAACUAGAGGACACCAUGGCCACCACCAUGGCAGGUGAUCCAGUUUACCUUGGCCUAGACCAAAAGUUUGACAAGGUCUUAGCGGACAUGAAACCACAUGUGCUUAAACUUCCUCAUAAAUCAGAUCGACAAAAAUGUGCAAUAUGGAUCAAGAAGCUAUGUGAACCAGUCAUGGGAAUAACUGGGAGAAAGAAUCGUAAUGCGUACGCCCAGCUAAUGUUACACAUGCUGAAGAGAGGGGUCCUGGAGGGGCCCUUCACCAGUAAACCCCAGGACGGCCCCCUACCAACACUUCCUCCUUAUAUGUCCAUAUACUUUGAUGAGCCAUCGGGCAAAAAAGGCCAGUCUGAGGACCAGGUGCCUGACUGGGUGGCCGGUGAGCUGACAUCAUCAGUUGGGUCGUCAUUGUUCAAAUCAUCCAUAGGAAACCCCACAGCGUCUUCUACCUGGAGGUCUGGUUUAUCUCCCAUCGGAUAUGAACGGGGACUCCGCAGAAGACCUCAUACUAGUAUGGGAAUAGAACUGGACAAAGACCCCAGCAUAGCGUCACCGAUACGAGGUAUGACGUCACCGACUCGGGGCAUGACGUCACCAGUCAGAGGCUUAGAGCUGCCAGAUCAUGGAAUUAUGUCAUAUGACGAUAUAAGUAUCGGUAGGAAGUCGCCCUCGGUAAGGAAGACCCACUUUCUGUCUGACGAUGAAGAAAGCCUACGCCUCGUCAGACAUGAUGAGAGAAAGCUUUUCAAAGAGUCGCCUAAACACAAAAGGAAGAAGGAAGAAGAGCUAAGCCAACCAUCACCUCCACAUCACUAUAAUCCUCCAUCAGGUCUGUUUGGGGGUUCCAUCGCAUCCACAAAGCUGACCUUUGACAUUGAUCAGACAAAGGAUUAUGGCAAAGAUAACUUACAAAUGAAGACAAAAAUGUUAGAAGCAAGAUUUCAUGAAGAAAAAUUAAGACUGCAACAGAAACAUGACGGUGCUGUACAGAAGAUUUUAGAUAGAAAAAAUGCUGAAAUUGAAGAAUUAAAAUCCCACUACAGGUCAAAAGCCAAGGAGUUAGAAGAGACCAUAUCAAAAAUGGAAAAGAAAAUCCAAACACUAGUCAAAGAUUCUCAGGCAAUGAGGGACACCAAGGACAAAUACAUCACAGAUCUCAAGAAAAUGGUGGAGGAGUCCAAUUUCACACGAAGAAACGAGUUCGAAAAAGAAUUAAACGACAUGGUUGCCAAAUUUGAGCAGGAUAAAUUUGACAUGCAGAAGAAUCACACGAAGAGUAUACAGGAGAUUCUGGACGACACAAACGGCCGUCUGCUCAAAAUGGAGAAGGAGUACAAUCAACAGACCAACCAGACUUCGACAGUCAUCAAGGAACUAGAGAACCGUCUACAGGCCCUUAUGUCUGAGGUGGACCAAACAGCCAAAGCGAGAAAUAACGUUGAACGUGAAAAAAUGGAUCUGGACUGUAAACUUGACCGCCUGACCGCUGACUACAGAGAUGUGAAGGAUAAAUAUCUAAAUCUUGAAAAGGAACAUCACAGGAGCUUAGAGGUGAACGAUCAAGAGAUGAGGACACUAAAAAACAAAAUGGAAGCUAGUCUAGAGUUUAUGAAACAGGAGCACAACAUUUCCGCAGCUAAGGCUGCAGACAACUUAUCUGAGCUGGACAAUCAUGUAGACCAGUUGAAGAGAGCUCUGAAGGAUGCUGAGGAACAGCGACAGAGACAGAUCAGGGAAAUGGAACAAGUACAACAACAAGACAAGAUACACCUCGAGAAUCUCCACGACAAACAGACAAGAGCCAUGAAGCUAGAGACCGAGCAGAUGGAACAGGACUUCCAGAAAAAGAUAAAGAAAUUGGAGCAGACUAUCAGAGAGAAAGAGGAUGAGGUAAAGAAACUGACGGACAAGAACACCAAACAGUCGCAACAGGCAGAGAAAGCUCUAGAGGAGUUCAAAGGUCAAGUGGAGAAAAAUCAGGAUCGCAUGUACAACGAAAUGAAGCAACAGAUGGAGAGGGUGGAGACCGACCUAAACAAAUCUAAACAGGCGCGAGAGAGACAGGCCCGCGAGUUCAACAAACAGUUGGAGGAUGAACGAGCCCAGCACGAACGACAGAUGGUGGAGCUGAAGUUGACCCUGGAACAUGACAAGGCUCAGAUGUUACAAGACUUCCACAAACAGAAGGAGAUGGUCCUGUCACAGCACGAGAAAGACUUCCAGGAUCUCAAGGAAAACCACCAGUCUGAACUCUACGACCUUGACACAAGGAUGCGGGAACGCACAGACCGUGACGCCAAGAAAAUCUCGAGUGUUGAGCGCCAGAACCAAGAACUGAGAGAAGAGAUUGUGCAGGCAAAUCAGCUACGCAAGCAGCAGCUGGUGGAGCUAGGUCUGCUGAGGGAGGAAGAGAAACAGAAGAUGCAGAGGGAACAGGAGUCUGAGCUGGCAAGAUUGCGAUCUGAGAUGGAACAACAGAGACUGGAGCUGCAGAAAACUCACAGCACGGAGAUGGAGAAGAUGCUGGAGAAGACUAAUGGGAGGUUGAAAGAUAUUGAAAAGGAGUACAUGCAGAGAGGACAAAAAGCUACAGAGACAAUAGCAGAACUACAGGCAACAUGCAACCAUCUGAGAGAGGAAAUUAAAAGGAUACAAGAAGGAAGUGAGAGAAAGAUUCAUGAUUCCAACAGUAAAUACAAGGAGGAAACCAAGUACAUCAAGAGACAGUACAGUAACAAUGUGGAGAACCUACAGACUGAGUUGGAAUCCCAGGAGGCUUGGGCGAAGGCCUGGAGCUGGGUAACAUCGCCGCGUGUCUAUUAACACCAGUCAGGGCCUUACCUUGACAGAGUUCUUGUAGUGGGGACCUUAUAUUUACUGUACAGAUCUUUCGUAGAUAGGUCUCAUACAGAUACAUUUUUCUGCCUCUUGUUGUCAUCACCUUAACUCAGUAGAUAUUAGAUAAAGAUCAGUAAUUUCGGUUGUUAGGACCUUACCUUACAGAAUAGUGGGGCCUCUCCAUACAGAUAUCUAUCAGAAGUCAGCCUUACCCGAUAUCUCUCCUACUUAGAGCCUCACUGUCCUUGUCAGGGCCACCAUACAGAUAUCUAUCAGAAGUCAGUCUUACCAGAUAUCUCUCCUAGUUAGAGCCUCACUGUCCUUGUCAGGGCCAUCAUACAGAUAUUUAUCAGAAGUCAGCCUUACCAGAUAUCUCUACUAGUUAGAGCCUCACUGUCCUUGUCAGGGCAACCAUACAGAUAUCUAUCAUAAGUCAGCCUUACCAGAUAUCUCUCCUAAUUAGAGCCUCACUGUCUUUGUCAGGGCCACUAUACAGAUAUCUAUCAGAAGUCAGACUUACCAGAUAUCUCUACUAGUUAGAGCCUCACUGUCCUUGUCAGGGCCACCAUACAGAUAUCUAUCAGAAGUCAGACUUACCAGAUAUCUCUACUAGUUAGAGCCUCACUGUCCUUGUCAAGGCCACCAUAAAUAUAUCUAUCAGAAGUCAGCCUUACCAGAUAUCUCUCCUAGUUAGAGCCUCACUGUCCUUGUCAGGGCCACCAUACAGAUAUCUAUCAGAAGUCAGCCUUAUCAGAUAUCUCUACUAGUUAGAGCCUCACUGUCCUUGUCAAGGCCACAAUACAGAUAUCUAUCAGAAGUCAGUCUUACCAGAUAUCUCUACUAGUUAGAGCCUCACUGUCCUUGUCAGGGCCACCAUACAGAUAUCUGUCACGUACAGUGCUUUUCCACACAGAGAUGCCAUGUAGUUGUUUUAUUAGACCUCCAGUGAUAUUUGUCCAUUAUAGUUUUGGUACUUGUAAUAAUCCAUUGUUUAUGUUGUGGUGCUGUUACUGCAUGGAUUGUUUCCUGAAGUGGCUUCAUAGAGGUAUACAAGAAGGUCAUUUUAUAGUGAAUCAAUUAAAAAAAAUGUCUGGAAAUCAUUCUAGCAGUAGGUGAUAGUGUAAAAUGUUCACUGCUGAUAGUGUUAAAGUGAGUUAACAUGGAAGUAAGUAAUUUAAUUUGUCCACCAUCUUUUCCUACUUAGACAUCACAUUUUGUUCCUUUUACACAAAGAUAUCACUGACACCCAAAACUGAGGCCUGCAUCUCAGAUGAUAGUGUGCUGUAUUAUCAGGGUGACCUUAGGCACUGUCACCCUCUAACGAACGUAGUAUUCUGUGUACUAGUUCGAUACAGAAUGACUAUCGUAAUGAUGAUUAUCUCACAGUACAAGUAGCUACUAGUCCAGAGUAGUCGUGGUUUGCUGUAGAACUCGGUCUGUAGUAGUCACUGUCACCAUAGAUACUUUAUUUUAAGUUUAAACUUUAUUCAAUUUUUGUGUUCAAUCACCUGCUUAAGUUUUAUCUUAAUAUGGAUCUGAAAUUCAAAAUGGCCACCAGUUGCCAUCUUGGAUUCUGGCCAAGCAGGAACGUACAGAAAUUAAUGACUGAUGCCAGAAAGUAAAAUAAUGUUUUGUUUGUAUUGUGGCAUGUGAGCAAGAAUCUGCAAAAUCCAUAUAAUAUACCCUCAAAUCCAAAAUCCAAAAUCCAUGGGAACAUUUGGGUGAAAGGUUCUACAUGUACUGGGAAAAUUUGUUUAUAUAGGCCUGGAAAAAAACAUGAGUUUCAGGCAUUUUAUUCUCUUUCCCCAUUGACUGACAAGUUUCUGACCCAUAGCUUAAAAUCUUAAAAAAUUGAAAUGUUUACAUACACAUGUAUAUAUAUAUAAAAAAAAAUACACUCUAGUCUGGUAACGAAAAAGGAAAUGUUUUGAAUCCUAUAUUAAAACAUUGUCAUGGAGAAUUUAUUUUUAAGAAUGCUGAAAUCUGAACACACUUAUUAGGCCUAUUACCCUGAAUCAUGUAUACCUGUAAGUUCAGUGGUGGUGCUUUGGUUGCUACUAAUUUAAGUUUAUUAAUACUCAUUGAGGUUCAUUGAUUUUGCUGUCUGAAAAAAAUCUGAGACAUGUUUGUAGUUGAACUUGUUUAACUUUUGGGUUUGUAUGGAAUAACAUGUGAUGGUUUGUCUGUUAUUGUGUGUUAACAUGUAGUUUGUGUUUGACUUUCUGUGAUAGACUGUAGGAGCCUACACUUGUACACAUGUAGGCUGACAAUUACUGACAGCCACCUGAUCUACCCUUAUCUUCAU
Molecule: messenger RNA, 5344 nt
Organism: Mizuhopecten yessoensis (Yesso scallop)
Lineage: Eukaryota; Metazoa; Mollusca; Bivalvia; Pectinida; Pectinidae
Product: centrosomal protein of 112 kDa-like
Exons: 29
Coding region: 220-3024 (934 amino acids)
Source: RefSeq, a predicted model, not a curated record